Messenger RNA from Penicillium angulare, 1761 nucleotides. RefSeq names its product MFS transporter. Gene Ontology annotation, molecular function: transmembrane transporter activity. Gene Ontology annotation, biological process: transmembrane transport. The transcript has 3 exons. The record is from RefSeq and is a predicted model, not a curated record. Bases 1 to 1761 code for a protein of 586 amino acids. NCBI's taxonomy places the organism in Eukaryota, Fungi, Ascomycota, Eurotiomycetes, Eurotiales, Aspergillaceae.
AUGUCGGAGAAAGACCAUAUGCCAGAAGCGAGUCGAUCUCGCUCAAACUCGACUCUCAGCACAGACACAGACUCCAUCCCAUCGUCAAGAACACAGUCGCGUGCGCGGAGCUUCGCAUCAACAAUAAAGUCCAGAACCAACGCAGACACACUGUACCAGACUUAUUCGGGAACGUACCCAGAUGAUACAGUUCCUUAUCGCACAGGAGACACACCGACGGAGGAACAAAACCCUGCGGGGCGAAACGCCAAAAUCACCGAGGUUAGAACAAACGGUCAAGAUGUGGACUUGGAACGGGGUCUAGAUGCGGGGCAAAAUUUAGAAAAGUCAAAAACAGGAAGAUCUACACUGGUCAACUCCAAAAUGGUGACAUGGGAUGGACCAGAUGAUCCUGAGAAUCCAAAGAACUGGUCGUCCACGAACAAAUGGAUGGCCGUGGUAAUGGUCUCGCUGUUUACAUUUGUUUCGCCCGUUUCAAGUAGUAUGGUCGCUCCAGCAUUGGAUAAAGUGGCUGAAGAUUUGGAUAUAUCUUCCGAGUUUGUGUUGCAAUUGACAAUGUCGAUCUUUAUUCUUGCAUAUGCAGUCGGUCCACUUUUCUUGGGCCCAUUAUCUGAAGUUUACGGUCGAACAAUCGUGCUCCAGUUAUCAAACCUAUUCUUCCUGGCAUUUAAUAUCGGGUGCGGUUUCGCACAGAAUACAACGCAAAUGAUCGUUUUCCGUUUCUUCGCUGGACUUGGUGGAAGUGCCCCACUAGCAAUUGGUGGCGGUGUGCUAUCGGAUACAUUUCUCCCAGAGCAACGUGGAAAGGGUCUAGCAGUCUACAGUCUUGCCCCUCUCCUCGGUCCAGCCCUCGGCCCCAUCGCAGGUGGCUUCAUCGCCGAGAACGUCACCUGGCGCUGGGUCUUCUGGUCCGUCUCAAUCCUCGACGGAGUCGUACAAAUAGCUGGUCUCUACUUCCUUCGUGAAACCUACGCCCCCAGACUUCUGGGCAAUCGCGCAAAGCGCCUAACUAAAGAAACCGGAGAAGCGCACCACACAGAGACCGACCUAACGAAGGUGACUCUUAGCGAAAAGCUCAGCAGCUCUAUCGUUCGACCAUUCCGCCUCCUCACAACACAACCUAUCGUCCAAGUCUUAGCAGUCUACAUGGCAUAUAUCUACGGCCUAAUGUACCUCAUGUUAUCCACGUUUCCAACCCUCUGGACGAGUGAAGAGUACUACAAUGAGUCCAGUGGAAUCGGCGGUCUAAACUAUAUCUCCAUCGGUGUCGGAUUCUGGGGCGGCUCACAAUUCUGUGCACCGAUGAUCGAUCGCAUCUACCGCAUUUUGAAAGCACGCAACAAUGGCGUGGGAAAACCCGAGUUCCGAAUCCCACUCAUGAGCAUCGCUGCUAUUCUGCUUCCAACGGGAUUGUUUAUCUACGGAUGGACCGCCGAGUACCGCUGUCAUUGGAUUGCUCCUAAUAUCGGCGCUGCAAUCUUCGGUAUGGGUGUUAUCAUGGCAUUCCAGUGUAUCCAGACGUAUAUGGUGGAUACUUAUACGCGGUUCGCGGCUAGUGCCCUCGCAGCAGGUGCUUUCUUACGUGCACUUGCUGGUUUUGGGUUCCCGCUUUUUGCACCGUAUAUUUAUGCUUCAUUGCACUAUGGUUGGGGAAAUAGUGUGUUGGGAUUCAUUGGUAUUGCUAUCGGUAUUCCGGCGCCGAUCUUCUUGUGGAAGUUCGGUGAAAAGUUGAGAACGAAGAGUCCAUAUGCGGCUGGAUAA